This is a messenger RNA of Melanotaenia boesemani (Boeseman's rainbowfish), 1701 nucleotides long. Its product is annotated as T-box-containing protein TBX6L-like. The coding region runs from base 39 to 1172 and encodes 377 amino acids. NCBI's taxonomy places the organism in Eukaryota, Metazoa, Chordata, Actinopteri, Atheriniformes, Melanotaeniidae. Gene Ontology annotation, molecular function: DNA-binding transcription factor activity, RNA polymerase II-specific; RNA polymerase II cis-regulatory region sequence-specific DNA binding. Gene Ontology annotation, biological process: regulation of transcription by RNA polymerase II; pattern specification process; positive regulation of DNA-templated transcription. The record is from RefSeq and is a predicted model, not a curated record. Gene Ontology annotation, cellular component: nucleus. The transcript is spliced from 9 exons.
AAGGGUGGUUGGUAGAGAUAACAGCUGGACACAACAACAUGCCCAACAUCUCAGACUCCAGAUUGAAUCCAAGCCUGCCUUUGUCCCAGUCAGCAGCUCACUCAUACCAGCAGGGCUGCAUCAGGAUGACCCUGGAGAACGCUGAACUCUGGAAGUCUUUCCACAGGAUCGGAACAGAAAUGAUCAUAACAAAGCAUGGAAGGAGAAUGUUUCCACACUGCAGCAUCAGUCUGUCAGGGUUACAACCUUUUGCCAAUUAUGUCAUCAUGGUGGACAUGGUUCCUGUAGAUGGCUUUAAAUACAAGUGGAAGAAGGAUCAGUGGGAGAUCGCAGGGAAGGCAGAGCCCCAGCCCCCGUGCCGAACAUACCUGCAUCCUGAUUCUCCUGCUGUAGGAGGACACUGGAUGAAGCAGUCUUUGUCUUUCCUUAAGAUGAAGCUAACCAACAACACCUUGGAUCAGCACGGCCAUAUCAUCCUUCACUCCAUGCAUCGCUACUACCCCCGGUUUCAUGUGAUCCAGGCAGACAGCCCAUACACCGUCUGCUGGGGCUCAGUUCAGACCUUCUCGUUCCCAGAGACAGUCUUCACUGCUGUUACUGCUUACCAGAACCCAAAGAUUACCAAAUUAAAGAUUGAUCACAACCCAUUCGCUAAAGGCUUCAGGGAGGGAGGUACCCAUUUUCACAGUAAAAGGUGUCGCUCAAGUAAAAGCCCACCUACAAAAAGGCUUCCAGAGGACAGGAAAGAUCUCUGCAAAAGUUCUCCAGGCCUGCAGAGGAUGCCCUGCACCUCUCAGUCGGUGGAGACGGAGACGAAUAAGGCCUUCACUCUGCAGUCACUGAAUGGGGGUCACCUUUCUUCCUGGGCUCUGGAGCAAGACUCAUCAGAGAGUGUGCACUCUGAGCCCCUGGAGCUGCAGGAAUAUGACUACAGCUGUGAAGAGCAGAUGGUGCCCGCAUCCACAGCAUACCAACCUUACAGGUCUUUGGAAUAUGGUAAACUCCCAUUCCCAUCAAGCGAUUUAGAUCCAGCACAGACCCUACUCCGACCUCCUCCUCACCCAGCCUCCACUACUGAACAGCAGCAACAGGGCUACCACCACAGUCACCACCACCAGAGCAAUGCAGCAGAUUGGAGCCAGCAUCCGCUCUUCUGCUACUCCUGUUGGUGAACUUUGAUCUCAUACAUUGGUGACAUCAUGUAGGAAGGCUGUGAAUAAUAACAGAUUGAAGGAGGGUAAAACAUGUUGUUUAUUAUAAACAAGUCCGCAACUGACAAUCAAGUGUCAAAUAUUUCCAAGACGUUGCUAUACAUUUUGAAGAAGCUUUAAAAUGAGCCAAUUUUGAUGCACAGAAAAGUUAUAUUAUAUUUGUUGGAUAUUCCCACAUAUAUUGCAGUCGUCUGUACCAGACUGAGCGAACACUGUUCUAAAUGUCAGCCGGGAAUUAAAUAUGAGAAUAAAUAUCAUAGCAAGGCACAAGGAUGCCCAAAAUGUUCAAAAUAUUGCUUAACUACUUCUACACACUGAAACUGCUUAAAUGACACACAAUAUAUAAAACAAGGCAAAACAGCAUUAAUUACACAUAAAAAUCUUCAUAACCUUUAUUGUAUAUCAGAAAUGGUGUGAUGUAUUGGAGUCUGUUUUAAAAGAUGUAAUUUUUUGUUUUGAUUUUGUUGAAAUAAAUACAAUAAUAAAGGCA